UGACGAGUGACACGUGACACCUCAACGCGGAAGAACAUGUCAAGCGGACGGUUUCUGUCAUAAUAGAAACUUCUUGGUCACACUUCCUAGAGCCCAGUGUAACUAAGCUGAUUAGUCGGGGGAGAUGGCCGGAGAAACAGAAGAUGAGAUCCCUGAAUCCGGAGCCGUCUUCACUUUUGGAAAGAGUAAAUUCGCAGAUAAUGCCCCCAGUAAAUUCUGGUUAAAAAAUGAUGUACCUUUGAGAACUGCGUGUGGAGAUGAGCACACAGCACUGGUGACAGAAAAUGGGAAGCUGUUUACGUUUGGCAGCAAUAACUGGGGACAGCUGGGCCUCGGAACAAAAAACACUGUGAAUAAACCCACUUGUGUGAAAGCCCUAAAAUCAGAGCGGGUGAAGCUCGCAGCCUGUGGAAGAACUCACACACUUGUUUAUACAUCCCGUGGUAACCUGUACGCAUCUGGAGGGAAUAAUGAAGGACAGCUCGGUCUCGGUGACUGUGAUGACAGAACUUCCUUCCACCUGGUGGACUUCUUCAGCAAGCAUGGACCAGUCAAAAUGCUCGCUGCUGGUUCCAAUACGUCUGCUGCCCUGACACAGGAUGGCAGGCUCUAUAUGUGGGGCGAUAACUCAGAGGGCCAGAUUGGAUUGGGGAAGGAGAGUAAUGCACUGACUCCUCGGGAGGUUUCUGUGGGGAAACGAGUGUCCUGGGUGUCCUGUGGAUAUUAUCAUUCUGCCUUUGUUACUGUGGAUGGGGCCUUGUUCACAUUUGGAGAAAAGGACAGUGGGAAGCUGGGCUUGUCCAAAGAGAAGCUGGCCAAUCAUAAAGUGCCUCAACAGGUGACCGGCAUCUCUGAUAAAGUGGUACAGGUAUCCUGUGGAGGAGGGCACACAGUGGCACUUACGGAGCACGAGGUGUAUUCGUUUGGCCUGGGUCAGUUUGGACAGCUCGGACACGGCACUUUCAUAUUUGAGUCACGUUUACCCAGAGUGGUUGAACAUUUCAGAAGGGGCAGAGUUAAACGUGUGGAGUGUGGAGAGAACCAUACAGCGCUGAUUACUGACAGUGGACUUUUGUACACCUUUGGUGAUGGUCGACAUGGAAAGCUAGGGCUUGGAGAAGAGAACUUCGCCAACCAGUUCAAUCCAACCCUGUGUCCAAGAUUCCUAGACUAUCAUGUACAUUCUGUUACAUGUGGUGGAUGUCACAUGCUUGUGUUGGCAAAACCUAGGCCUGAAGGGUCGGAGGAUUUGAUCUUAGAGGAGGAUGACGUCACAGAAGACUACUUUGAGAAAUCCUAUACUGAAUUACUGGGGGACACGCAAAGUCAGACCACCCUACACAGGAGUCUCUCGGCUCGGGUCAGACGCAGAGAACGGGAGCAUUCACCGGAUCAGUUUGGACAGAUGUUUCGAACACUUCCAGCCCUGGGUGGAAAUCAGCUGAGUGCAUCUUUAUCUGUUCCCAGCCAGAUCCAUCAAUCUCAUAGUAAACAACCGGGAAAGAUCCCUCACAAUAGUCUCAAAAUUCCUGGAAAGAGGGAAAAGUCUCUCGAUGACAGAAACAGUGUGGAGGAUAGUGAGAGUGUGAAAGACCUUGGAGAAACCACUGACUUAUUAAACCUGACUCAUGUAAUGAAGAUGGACCCUUGCGAUAAGACUCUAACAUUGUCUCCUAUGGAUAAGCUCUGGGCAGAGGAGAUGAAUGAAAAGGUAGAGGGAGACGAGGAGGAGGAAGAAUAUUUAGAUGAUGAGGACGAAGAGGAGGAUGAAGAAGAUGAGGAAGAGCAUCAAGAGGAAAAAGAAGAGGGUGAAAAGUGUGAUGAGAAGGAAGAUGUUCUAGAUGAGAAGAGAAAAGAGGCAGAGGAACAGGAGCAAAGCAUUACAGAGCCAGACACACAGACAAAGCAGAUGAUAAAAGACACCUCUGUCCCCGAUGGACCUAAAAAAGAUUCUGAUCCUGCUACUCUUAUAAAAGAGGAAACGCAUUCAGAGAGGAAUGGAGUUACAGGAGACAAGCCAAAGACACUUUUUGGCUCCAGGAACAGGCUUUCUCUUUUCAAGAGAGCUUCCACCAAAGGCAGUCAGGCAGAGAUCCCCACAUCAGGCAAACCAGGAGCUGAUGGUGCCCCUCAAAUCCAAGAGUCUCGAGAGUCAGAGAGUUCUAGCAGUGGAGCACAGACCACAGCAUCCGGUCGAUCACAUUCAGCCACCUGCAAUCUGCUUUGACACCUGGUUUGAAACCAUCUUCUGACUUGAAAAAGGGGAUCAGAAUUAGUAGAAUCAGCAGUUCAACAAAGCUUCAUGCUGUUGGUGUUGGUGGUGUUAAUGCUUCCGUGCCUUGUGCUGCAAAGCAGACCUCACAAAAUAACAAGCUUUACCAGAAAACUGAGUUUGGGAGACUGAUAUAAGUAUAGCUGUGAGCCGUAAUGGUUUUGUUUUGGUACUACAUUGUAUAAUGUUUUUCCCUUUAUAUGUUUGCAGUGUCUGAUUUGUACUUUUUAGCAAAUACAUUCUCAAAGUCAUUACUUGGGAGUAAAUUUACCAAUAUGUGCCGUAUAUCUAAAAAUACAAUUAUGUAUGUGUGCAUAUGUUUUUAUACCUAUUUAUUUAAAUUUGUUGAAAGACUCCAAGCACCUGUGCACUUUAUAUAUAAUAUAAAAAUCUUGUAUUGUUCAGGAUAACGUGAUACUUUUUUGUUAAUGACAUUUUUGUAAGAAUCAUCUCACAACCUUUGUAUUUGACUUGAUACAAGUAAACUUCAACUCAAAAUUGUCA
Molecule: messenger RNA, 2776 nt
Organism: Cyprinus carpio (common carp)
Lineage: Eukaryota; Metazoa; Chordata; Actinopteri; Cypriniformes; Cyprinidae
Product: X-linked retinitis pigmentosa GTPase regulator-like
Source: RefSeq, a predicted model, not a curated record